Molecule: messenger RNA, 1465 nt
Organism: Mytilus trossulus (common blue mussel)
Lineage: Eukaryota; Metazoa; Mollusca; Bivalvia; Mytilida; Mytilidae
Product: acid-sensing ion channel 1C-like
Exons: 7
Coding region: 191-1465 (424 amino acids)
Biological process (GO): sodium ion transmembrane transport
Cellular component (GO): plasma membrane
Molecular function (GO): ligand-gated sodium channel activity
Source: RefSeq, a predicted model, not a curated record
UUAAAUGUAAAGCUGGGGAAUGUUAAAAUAUCCAUAUUACCUGUAAUCUAACUAGUAAAUAUGAAACAACUGACCACUUCCGUAAUUUUUUGAGAUAUGAAUAAUGGUAUACAUAAUUGUACAGAUGAAUACUGCCAAACUUUGAAAAAAAGUCCUCGCAGAAGAACAUAUACAGGUAUUUCAAUACAUAAUGUCUGACCAAACAGGAAAGCAAGAAAAACUUACAGCUGGAAAAAUAUGGGAGGAUUUCAUUGAAUCAACUGGAUUUCAUGCGGUAAAUAAAAUUGACUUUGGAAAGAAGAAUCCUCCUGGAAGAACUUUAUUCUGGAUGAUUAUAUGGUUGUUGUCAGCUGGUUACCUGCUAUUUAAUGUUGCAACUGAAUUAAUAUCAUACUACAAAUACCCAACAACAACAACCGUAUCUGUGAAGAAUAAUGAUGAGCUCGAAUUUCCAGCAAUCACUAUCUGUAAUCUCGCUACCCUGAACAAAAGCAUGUUCACAAAUGAUACUCGAACUGAUAAUUACUACCUAGGAAUAUCCGCUCUGUACUACAAUGCAGCAAAAAUCAAUUGGAGCGAUCCAUUUUAUUCAUCAGAAGGAUAUUUCAAUGAUCGCACACUCGAUGAUCUAUAUAUGGAGUCGAAAUCUUUAUCGAAGUUUAUUAUAUUUCACAAGUUUGACCUGAAACCUUUCUAUCUGAGUUAUACUCCAGUCGCAACAGAUCUUGGACUCUGUGUUAGAUUCAACACGAAUAGUCCCCCAUUGAAGACUAGCAUGCACGGAGGAUUAUACAAUCUACAGAUGUUCAUAGAUCUUCGUCUUGAUGACGAUUAUUUUCCUCGAACCUAUGUUUCAUCGGGUUUAAAGGUUGUAGUGCAUGACCAAAGUGAGGAGGUGUUGAUGGCAAAUGAUGGGUUUGUAGUACCUCCAGCCUCCGAGGCUUUAAUACAAAUAUCAAGAAAGGAGUAUAAAUACUUACCACCUCCAUUUACGGCGUUUGAAGAUGACAUAUGUGAAGACAAGAGAUCCAACUAUAGUACAUCUCAAUGUCAAAGACAGUGUGUACGAGAUCUUCUAUUUCAACAGUGCAGUUGUGUUGGUUUUAUGUUUUACAGUCCCACUGGAAAAUAUUGUUCAAAGGAAAGAUAUUUAGAGUGUUUUAUGCCGGAAAUGUGGAAUAUGUUCAGAAAAGGUUACAAUUGUAGUUGUCCGAAUGAAUGCCAAUAUACAGAUUAUGAUACAAAACUGUCAUAUGGUUUGUUUCCAUCUGCGUUUAUGAUGAAAUCACUGACAACCGAGCUCAAUGAAACAGAGGAUUAUAUCAAAACUAAUUAUAUCAGUCUAUCAUUGUUUUAUAAAAAUUUGAAGACCACAAUUACUGAACAGAAACCAAAGUAUGAGAACGUUGGAGAUGUGUUUUGUAAGAAUUUAUUAGUCAUUAUCGUAUACACUUGUACAUUUUAA